Eucalyptus grandis is the source of this 1133-nucleotide messenger RNA. RefSeq lists its product as uncharacterized. The record is from RefSeq and is a predicted model, not a curated record. The transcript has 7 exons. Lineage: Eukaryota; Viridiplantae; Streptophyta; Magnoliopsida; Myrtales; Myrtaceae. The coding region runs from base 1 to 669 and encodes 222 amino acids.
AUGAGCAAGAACAUGAGGGAAACACAAGAAAGGAGGUUCGUGGAGCUUAACCAAGGAGCCAAGGACUCCCAGGGACGCCUUACCGCCGCCAGUGAGCUGCCGAUUGCCGCCAACCGCCGCCAUUUCUCUCAAAACGCAGCUAAAACUGAGCACCAUGAGUUGAUUCGUUCUGUUGAGGCGGGUGUUGUUGUGUUUGCCAUUUCAGGCAUCAGUCUUUUCGCUAGAUUCCUGCUAGGGGGGGAAUGUGGGAGAAAACAAGCAGCCAACAAACCAGAAGUUCUAGGAGGACCCCACAGAGAGAGAAAUGGCUGCUCUUUUCACCAUCCUUUCAUCUUCUUCUCUUGCUCCCACGACCAGAGCUUCGAAGAUCUUCUAUGGAGGCCGCCACCAUCAGCAGUUUCUCAUUUUCCACAGUCCCAACCAAGCCUCCAGAAAUCCCCUCUCUCUGAGUGUCCGAGCCGCCAAGCUCUCCUCCGGGUGGAAGUGCCGAAAGUAGAGCCCAAGUUCCAGGCUCCAUUUCUCGGAUUCACAAGAACUGCCGAGAUUUGGAACUCCAGAGCUUGCAUGAUUGGCCUCAUCGGGACAUUCAUUGUCGAACUGAUAAUAAACAAAGGGAUUCUUCAGGUGAUUGGAGUGGAGGUGGGCAAGGGCCUCGAUCUUCCUCUCUGAGAGAUUUAGCUUCCUUCAUCGUAUUGGAAAUCUCCCUCUCUAGAGAAGUUUCACUUGCUGAACACCCGAUCAUAUUGACAUCACAACAAAAGAAGCAUCAGACUUCAAACCUAAGAAUCCGGCAGAUCCGAGAAUCUACAAUUGGCAAUUGGGAAGAGGACUCGGAACAAUCAAGCGCCUUGGAUAGUGACAUGCGACGAGUCCACCAGGCAGACUCUGCCCAGCUCUUCAGUCUCUCUCCCUCGCCCUUUCUAUUCUCCAGAAUGCAGAGGAUCUCUGCACACACACCUACAUUAGGGCAUGUAGCUUGUCAAUGGACAAAACCUAUUUAGAACUGCAUGCCAGCGUAUCCACAAAAGGUCCUAAUGCAUAUGUGACAAGUAGGAUACAAUGUUUCUCUAUAGGAAUGACAGAUAUGUUCUAACAAACUAUGAGACAAAUGCAAAGGUGGACUGCUAUAGCAA